AGCUAACAGCAGCUAGCCGCGGAGAACAGUGCGCUUGGUCACGUAGACAAUGUAGGAUCCGUUGUUAGCGCGCCCUCUGCUGGAGGAGCGGCAGCUGCAUCCCUGCUUUUACGCAAUUAGACUUAUUUAAUAUUUGUAUGAGAAAUGAAAGUAGGUAAAGUUAAUAGAUUGGUCACGUAACCUGUUAAUGAAGCAGAAUUAACCUAAAAACACGCAUAACUGUUCUUCAUAGAAGUGGUUUAGUUUUUUUAUUCCCUGGUUUUGAAAUCCCUUCAAAUGUAAAGUUUUAUUGAUUCCCACUUCCACAUAUGGUGUUGUUAUGUAUUGUAACGUUUACAGUGCUCCUCAGACAGACUUUGAUAUUAGUGUUGAACAAAGGUUAAAGCCAGUCAUGAAACUACUAUAACGGUAAAGAAAGGGAUCAUUGCUACUGAGGAAACCCUGGAGGUCAAUCUGAGAACUCAGAGGUCGUCUCCACAGCUGGAGGUGGAUCCAGGUUAACCGGCGAUUUGGGUCUUUCCACACAGGCGGAACCAGAACCUUCAGUCAGGCCUGAUACCAUAACAGAUUUUAGUGGAUGAUACAAUGUCCCAGAAAGUUUUGCUAUAAGACACCGAUAAUAUUGUUUAUAGCAAUGUUAUUGUUACAGUAAUAACAAUAACAUUGAGAACACAUUCUCAAAGAUCAAUAAACUUCAGGGUUUCCCUCAGAAAACCUGCUCAGCCCGGCGGUCGACGCGCCGAGGCGUCCGCCAUGUUUUUGUAGUAAAACAUGUAAAGUUGACAGGAAAAUAAAAGUAUUGUUGGGUAAUUAUAUGAAAACAUGGCCAGUGAAACUAUUUAAACCCAAAACUAGUCUUAAAAACAACACAUCAAAAAGUACAAUGAAUCAUAAUUAUUAGCAUUUCUGUUUAAUCCAAAUAAAGUCAUCAGGGCUUCUGGGGCCAUAAAUGAUAACACAGACCACAAAUAUAGAAAUGUAACAUUUGUUUAUUGAGAUGAUCAGUGCUGCUAAUACAUAGAUUGAAAUACUUCAAAUAGUUUAAACAUUUAAAUGUAAGAUUCGGGGGGUGUUGUGUGGCGCAGAGGUCAGCAGGGGUCAGCACGCCCCACGUUUGGAGGCCUCAGUCCUCAACGCGGGUUUGACUUCUGGCGACCUUUGCCACAUGUCUUCCCCUCUCCUCGCCCUCUUUCCUGUCUGCCUACUGUCAAAAAUAUGAGCCGCAAAAACUCUUUGGAGAAAAAAAAAUGAUAAAAAAAAGUUUAUAGCAGCUGACAAGUUUGUAAAAGAUUGUUUUUUUUACCAUAGCAACAAUCUGAUGCUGUGAGUUUAAUCUUUGAGUUUGAGUGGGUUGUUGACAAGUACAAAUUAAUAAACUGUAAUUAUAACUGAUUGUUUUUAGGUUGGCCAGUUAAUCUGCUUUAAUCUCCCAGAUUAAAACCAACAGAAGCUGUUAGAGGUUCUGAUGUUUUAGCAUGCAGCCUUGGACCGGCCCUGCAGGAUGAAAGCGACUACAUAGAGCUGCACAACCAGAGCUGAUGCGGCGCUUUAGACUCCUACCUUGAUGUAGAAUUCUCCAAAGAAUCAUGAUUCCUCCCAGGGGGUUUGAUGGAAACAUCCUCACAGGUCGGCCAGUGUCCAGUUGGAGUGAAAGGAGGAGCGCGACCUCUGCUGAGGACAACGUGGAGCGUGUGGACGCGCUGCACCUCUCUCCAGAGGAGUUCAUCUCGCGCUUCGAGCGCCCCUACAAACCCGUCGUCCUCCUCAACUGCCAGGAGAGCUGGCCAGCUCGGGAGAAAUGGACGCUGGAGCGCCUCAAACGCAAAUACCGCAACCAGAAGUUCAAGUGCGGCGAGGACAACGACGGCUACUCUGUCAAGCUGAAGAUGAAGUAUUACGUGGAGUACCUGGAGUCCACGCACGACGACAGCCCGCUCUACAUCUUCGACAGCAGCUACGGCGAACACGCCAAGCGCUGCAAACUGCUGGACGACUACGAGGUGCCGCUCUUCUUCAGGGACGACCUGUUCCAGUUCGCUGGGGAGAAGCGCAGACCGCCGUACAGGUGGUUCGUGAUGGGCCCGGCCCGCUCCGGCACCGGGAUCCACAUCGACCCGCUGGGCACUAGCGCCUGGAACGCCCUGGUGCAGGGCCACAAGCGCUGGUGCCUGUUCCCCACCAACACGCCGCGCGAGCUCAUCAAGGUGACCCGGGAGGAGGGCGGCAACCAGCAGGACGAGGCCGUCACCUGGUUCAGCGUGGUCUACCCCCGCACCCAGCAGCACACCUGGCCGCCCGACUUCAGGCCGCUGGAGGUGCUGCAGCGGCCUGGAGAGACCGUCUUCGUCCCGGGCGGCUGGUGGCACGUCGUCCUGAACUUGGACACGACGAUCGCCGUCACGCAGAACUUCGCCAGCACCACAAACUUCCCCAUCGUCUGGCACAAGACGGUGCGCGGCCGACCCAAACUGUCCAGGAAGUGGUACCGCAUCCUGAAGCAGGAGCGUCCGGAUCUGGCGGCGCUGGCUGAUAAGGUCGACCUGCAGGAGUCGACCGGCAUCGCGUCGGACAGCUCCAGUGACUCUUCGUCCUCGUCCUCGUCCAGCUCCUCCGACUCCAACUCUGACGGGGAGUCGGGCUCCGAGGGCGACGCCGUGUCCCACCGCAGGAAGAAGAGGCGGACCUGCGGGGCAGCGGCCAAUGGCGACUCCACCAGCCAGGACGACUGCGCCAGCAAGGAGCGCUGCUCGUCCCGGUGACCCCUGGGGUUGUGACCCCUGGGGUUGUGACCCCUGGGGUUGUGACCUACUGCCUUUAACUGUUAAACCCGUUUGAUGAGGCGUUGAGGUGCUUCUGUAGACUAAAGGUCCAGGACGGAUGCUGCUGUGGUGAACUCUGACCUUUCUGGACUAAACUGAGGCCUUCUUCACCUGAACGCUGCAGCCGACCCUCGGCUUCUGGGACUCCAGUUGUGCCAAAAACAGGAAGUGAUGUCAUGUGGUUUCCUGGUUCUUAUGAAACUCUUUUAGCGUUGUCUGACCGGCGGAUUUGUCUUCUGGGCCUUAAAAUAAAGAAUUUCAGAGGAAAAGUUCUGCUGUCGGUGUG
Molecule: messenger RNA, 3105 nt
Organism: Poeciliopsis prolifica (blackstripe livebearer)
Lineage: Eukaryota; Metazoa; Chordata; Actinopteri; Cyprinodontiformes; Poeciliidae
Gene: jmjd6
Product: jumonji domain containing 6, arginine demethylase and lysine hydroxylase
Exons: 6
Coding region: 1587-2759 (390 amino acids)
Biological process (GO): phagocytosis
Cellular component (GO): nucleus; cytoplasm
Molecular function (GO): P-TEFb complex binding; histone H4R3 demethylase activity
Source: RefSeq, a predicted model, not a curated record